GCGGGAGAUUUGCAGGAAUGGCGGGCGCUUGGUCAUCUAGUUGUUGCAAAGGAUGUUCUUCUACUAGCUGUGCGUGUGGCGGUGACAAGGGCAAGUGGGGCGACUCCUCUCUGUUGGGCAGGCGGCUCUCGGAAGACUCGAGCCGUCACCAACUGCUGCGGAAGUGGGCAAACAUGUGGAACUCCGUGAGCGGGGACGCGUCGGUGCCCUGUAUAGAGGGGACGCGGCGCGAGGAGGCUGCAGACCCCGCCGAGGAGGAGGACAGGCCGCUGGUGUUUCUGUGCUCCGGCUGCAGGCGGCCGCUGGGCGACUCGCUGAGCUGGGUGACGAGCCAGGAGGACACCAACUGCAUCUUGCUGCGCUGUGUUUCCUGUAAUGUUUCUGUGGAUAAAGAACAGAUACUAUCCAAACGUAAAAAUGAAAAUGGUUGCAUUCUGGAGACUCUAUCCUGCACAGGAUGCUCGCUCAGGCUUGGCUACAUAUACAGGUGCACACCCAAGAAUCUAGAUUACAAGAGAGACUUGUUUUGCCUCAGUGUUGAAGCCAUUGAAAGGAUGUUAAUUGACUUCUGCCAUUUUGCCUUCCAUGCCAUUUUUCAGAAAUAAAAUCACUAAGGCUUCCAAGGAAAGCUUGACCUUACUUGACAAAAGAAGUGACCUCCUGAAGUUGCUACAUGUGAUGAAGGACUUUGGAAGAAAUGCAAAUUAAUCAAGUUUUCUUUUUGGAGAAAUACUAGCCCCUUCUUGUUUCCCAUUUAGAUUUACUAGGUUACCAACACUGGGCCUGUUUUCCUUGUUUCCAGGCCAAUAUUUAUCUUAUCUCAUAUUUUCUACACCACAGCAUCUCCUAACUCCAGAGAGCAGAGCAAAACAUAACUUGGAGGAUAACUGUUGGUGUUGCCAAAUCAAAGUAACUGAGAAUUGACUCCAUACGUUAUUUACUAAAGGUCAAAUUUGAAAGUACACAUGUUCCCAACAAGUUAUAGAAAGCAAAAAAGCAGUGGCUUCUUCAGGAUCUUUUAAAACUUUUUAAUCAUAGAAUUUUGAACUAUGAGUGUGAAUGUUUUGCCACUCGGUUAAUUAAAGAGUAAGGUUGUGCCAGUAAUGAAGUACUUAGAAUAUUGGACAAUAUGUAGGAAUGCCUGGACCAAGGUGUUAUGGAGAAAAACUCGAUUUUUUGUGGUACAACUUCCUGUGUGGUUGCUAUUAACAAAAAUAGUUAUUUU
Messenger RNA from Callorhinus ursinus (northern fur seal), 1225 nucleotides. It is a transcript of the gene MIS18A, whose product is annotated as MIS18 kinetochore protein A. Gene Ontology annotation, biological process: CENP-A containing chromatin assembly; chromosome segregation. Lineage: Eukaryota; Metazoa; Chordata; Mammalia; Carnivora; Otariidae. Gene Ontology annotation, cellular component: chromatin; chromosome, centromeric region; nucleus. The record is from RefSeq and is a predicted model, not a curated record.